AGAUGAAAUAAAAUAAAAGUAGAAUGGAAAAAGAGAAACAACCACAAGAUCUUGGAUCACCAUAGCCGAUUGAAGCAAAGGAUCCUUAUCGAGAGGUGAAGACACUGAGAAAAAGGAUCCCCAUGGUCGGCUUGGAAUUUAAUCGGUUGAGACAAAGUUCUUGGUGAGGUAGUAGCUCAUUCCUCUUAGUGAGUACCGAGUUUACCCACGGGACGAUGUUACUCCACGGGAUGCCAAGAGAAUCGCGAUUCUUAAUGAUAAAAAAGAAGGAAAUUCAAGAAAAAAAAUCAUGUAUAAAAAAUACAAAUGAAUAUUCACAAACUUCAAGUUCAUUUCCCAUUUUCUUGGAUUUUUUAAAAGGUACUUGACUGGCUAAACGCUUAUUAUGACGUUAAUUGAACUGAGAGAAAAAAAAAAAGGCAAACUUCAGAAAAUUCAUUGAAGUAGAAAAAGAAGUUUUCACACAUAAAGUCGUAUGUUUAUGUCAAUUAUAAAGGCUAAUCGUGACAGAGAUUAAGAGGUUGUCUCGUGUUUUUCAGUUAUUCAACGUCUACACAUUAAUACUCAAUUUUAAUAAAAAUCCAAAAAAAUAAAAUAAAAAUGGCUGGCUAUGUAAGAUUUGUCUUUGCGAUUAUGUUGUGCAUUGCGAAUAUGAUAAUAUAUGGUCUCAAGGUUAAUAUAUCAACAACCAUAAUAGGUAUGGUUAAGACUAAAAUUGUAAAUAAUAAUGAUUCGUCGUCACACGAGUGUCCAGCAUUUGAUAAUAUAACAAGCACUAGUGGUGGUGGUGGUCUUGAAGGCACUUAUGAAUGGUCAACAACUGAACAAGGACUUGUUGUUAGUCUUUAUUUUGCUGGUUACAUGCUUGGCAUGUUUCCAGCUGGAUAUUUUGCUGAUAGAUUCAAUACAAAAUGGGUACUACUUAUAUCGGUAUUUUGUAAUGCCAUUUUUACAUUGAUGGUACCAUGGGCUGCUGAUGCAAUUGGUGUAUUAUUAUUUUUACGAUUCAUGACUGGUUUAGUUAGUGCAGUUAAUUUACCAGUUGUUAAUGUACUUGUUGGUAAAUGGGUUGUUUAUGAAGAAAAAAGUACAUGGGUUGGUAUUAUUUAUGCUGGUACAUCAAUUGGUACUGUCCUAUCAAUUUUAUCAUCUGGUUUUAUUAUGAAUGGAUUUGGUUGGCGUACUGUUUUUUAUGUUCAUGGUAUUAUUCCUUUAAUUUGGUGUAUUUGUUUUGCAUUAUUUUUUGCUGAUUGUCCAGAACAACAAAAAUUAAUUAGUGAAAAUGAAAGACAAUUAAUUGUUAAAUCAUUUGGACAUCGUCAGCCAAAUUCUAGUAAACGUAAAAUACCAUGGAAACAUAUAUUUACAUCAAAACCAAUGUGGGCACUUAUUGCAACAAAUACAUUUGGUAAUUUUUGCUGGUACUUUAUGCUGACACAGCUGCCACUUUAUAUGAAUAAAAUGCUGAGAUUUAAUAUUAAAAGUAAUGCUGUCAUCAGUUGCUCGCCUUAUCUUAUUAACGCAGUGACUAAUCCUUUGCUUGGAAAACUACUUGACUGGGGUAGAAAUCAAGGAUUUUGGACUCAAACUUCUGGACGUAAAAUUGCUGUUGGUGUUAGCUGUAUUCCACCAAGCAUUCUUAUGAUUGCGAUUGCUUACAUGGGCUGUGAACGUUUGUGGACAACUAUCAUGCUCGUUUGCAGUAUUGUUCUUGGUGGAGCAAUCUUCGUUGGUCAUCUUAUAAAUCAGAAUGACUUGGCACCAAACUACGCUGGAAUUCUCAUGGGUUUGACAAAUUUCCCUGGCACAAUAUCUGCAUUUGUAUUGCCAGCACUCGUCGGAGCAUUGACCGAGAAUGGACAUACAUUUCACAAUUGGCGUUACAUUUUUUGGAUAUGUGUCAUUGCUCAAAUGACGGCUUUUGCAAUAUUCACAAUUUGGGGUACAGCUAAAAUUCAAAAAUGGAAUUAUCCUGAAGGUUCACCAGAGAGAGAACAAGCGGAUGCUGUUGAUGAAACAGAAACACGAAUGAUUUAACGAAAAAAUAAAUAAAUAGAAUAAUAAAUUUUUAAAUUUCGUUAAUCUAAAUAGUUGACAGCACAUGUAGCAGGAAAUUAGUUAAUUAAUUAUCAUUUUAAAGUUAGAAAAAAAAAAAAAAAAAGUAACAAUAACGGAAGUACUGAGAUUUAACAGGAAGUUUGUUUGUUUGUUUGUUUGUGUAGUUCGACACAUAUUGUGUGGACCACAAUUAGCAAAAGACCACCCGUACUUUUGGCCAAUUAACUACCACCUGGUAACUUAAAUUCUGUCUAUUCCAAUUAGUACUGUCUACUGAUGGUCUUGAUGUUUUUCUUUGGUGGUCUUUUUUCUUGCCUCAACAAACCAAAAAUUAAAAAUAAAUAACGUAACAUAACACAGUCAAAAAAAAAAAAAAAAGCCUCAAAGAUACUUUGAGCCAAUUGCCAUCUAUUUUUAGUCACUCUUCAAAUAUAUUAUAUAAAAAAAAAAGUGAUAUUAACAGACAUUCGUAUUUAGCAAUUUUAUGAUUUGUUAUUUAAAUAAAUUUGCUAAAAAAUAUAAUUAUUUUUAUUUUGUUUUUUAAAAAACAAAUAAGUAUCUCAUAAGCAUGACUAUGUAUUAAAUAAUAUAAUUUUCUUUUUAAGGUACCAUCUCAACCCUUUUGAAGCAGGUGACUUUAUUUAUAUACAUAGAUAAAAACAACCUGCUUGGAAUUUGCUGAUGAAGCAUCGAAUUGUUACUUUACUUUCGUGGGAAAACACCUGCUACCAUCAAAACUU
This is a messenger RNA of Aphidius gifuensis, 2798 nucleotides long. Its product is annotated as sialin-like. The transcript is spliced from 11 exons. Gene Ontology annotation, molecular function: transmembrane transporter activity. Bases 601 to 2037 code for a protein of 478 amino acids. NCBI's taxonomy places the organism in Eukaryota, Metazoa, Arthropoda, Insecta, Hymenoptera, Braconidae. The record is from RefSeq and is a predicted model, not a curated record. Gene Ontology annotation, biological process: transmembrane transport; monoatomic anion transport.